GUCUUAAGUUGCAGUGUGUUGAGCUCUCAGGGCCACCGUACCUGACCCCUACGCUUGGAACCACUUGACUAGUAGUUAAAAGCAGCUCCACCUGGAGCUGCUGUAUCAACAAUCUGAUGAUUAGAAAUCUUCUCCUGGUCUGUAACACCCUGCGGCUAAAUAUAUGGGCUAUUAUCUUAUAUAUUAUCUAUAUAUUACUUAUUAAGUAGGCCUACAUUCAGCUGAUAAUACUCAAGCAGGGUUUUCAACCCAGGACUGUGAUGGAGUAACUUUACACUGUGUUGCUGAUAGUAGUGGAUCAGUGUGGCCUGGUGUCACAGUGACAGUGUGGGUCGUUACAGUUGAAGAUGAGUCAUGUGUGCGUGUCAGAGAAAGGGGGUGGGGUGGGGCUGUUGGGAAAUAACCUUUAUCCAUGUCGCAACAGCAGCAGUAAGAAGGAGGAGGAGCGUCAACCGGAAUAGCAUGCACUCAGCUUUUACUUCCUAUAUGUACAUGCCUACAUACACAGACACAUGCACAUGCACACGCACAUACAUAUACACACACCGCACACAGCUGCUUAAACUAUUCUCUUUUUAUCUACUUUUGACGCAGGUUAUGAUCCAACAAAAGCGCUUUUCUCUCACUCUAAACUUGAGUCCAGCUGUCAACGGCUGUGUGUGUGUUGGUGUGUGUGUGUGUGUGUGUGUGUCUCUGUUGUGGUUUCUGUUGUUAAUGUAACUCCAACACUUCAAUGUAGGCUACUCCUCACUUAAUGUGUUAAUUAGAGUCACGUUUGUCCGGAGUCAUUAAUUACCCGGACUGGCUCCUCAGCUGGAAGACUCCCGGGACGAUCUGGAUCCGGCGCGGUGCUGAUAUACAGCCGUGACCGAGCCCUGACGGAGCCGUUAAUCAUCACUGCUCCCGCUGCUGCGGUGCUCACCGAGGUGAGUGUGUGUGAGUCAGCAGCAGGACACUAUCACCCCCGGACACACACACACAGUAAACACGUAAAGACCCGGGACACCCUCACAGUCCGGUCUUGUCCUGGAUCCGUCCCGCCCAUUUCCAGCUCUGCUCCGCCCGCGCGCCGGGACGCUUCGUGGUAGAACCACGAUCGGUUCGACCCGACCGGACAGAGACCGAGGAGACCGUCCCAACCUGCUCAUCAUGGCGGUCUUCAUCUCCACCCUCCUCUUACUCUUCGUCGUGGCAGUCGGGAUUAUACCAACUCUCAGCCAGUCCAGUUACCAGACAGAGAUUUCCCAUCCUGACAAAAAUACAUCACUGAGUGCUGGACUAUUUUCAGCAGGAGGGUCAGAGGAGCCCAUGUGUUAUGACUGGGGGGAAUUCAAUGAGGAGGCGGUCUCAGUCCUGGAGGGGCAGGCUGGUUGGCUCUCCUGUCCUCUUUUCUCUCAUCCCUCUGUCUACAACUACACAUCCACCCAGAGUGCCGGACACAACCUCUUCUGGUACCGCCUCCCUGAGGGUCACGACCUGGAGCAGCCAAUUACAUACAGCUUGCGGCUCAGUAAGGACAGAGAGAGGCUGUGGCUGCAGCCCGCCAUGGCCGAGGACACCGGACUGUACAUCUGUAUGCUACGUAACAAGUCGUCCUGCAGUAAGAUCGCCAUGCGUCUGAAGGUGCUGCGGCUUGACGAGGUGGUCCGUGAACCCGACUGCCAGCCUCCGGUUGUUGUGGCACCCACUCAUUUGGUCAUCCCGUUGCAGGAGGAGAAGACCCUGGAAUGUCCCAACCUACAGGAUGCAACCAAGAUGGCCGAUGGUCCUACAACUGUCACUUGGUACCAUGUGAGAGUAGAGCACAUGAAGUGUUACCAAUAUCCGUUCUGGAACAGUGAACGGCAGCAGAAGGGAGCCAGUCUUCAGUUCUACGUCAUGUAUUUAGAAUACCAGGGUUUAUAUGUGUGUACAGUCACCUACCUGAGGAGAGGCCGAGCACUCAACUUCACCAGGAGCAUCAACGUCACUGCAGUCAAUCCGUCCAAUCUACCCAAAGAACCCAGCAUCCUCCACCCGACUAAAGACCAGGUCUUCACUGUCAAAAAGGACACAGAGGUGCGCCUGGUGUGCAGAGGCGUGCUCCCCUACCUGAACUCUUCCUGGGAGAUCUGGUGGACGGUCGAUGGGAAGACGCUGGAUAAACUGGCUGACCAGCGCUUCACCAACAGCAACAGUCUGUUGACUUAUUACUACGGGGACCGGACAGAGGAGAGCGUGCUGGUGAUCAAGGACUUCCAGUCUGAGGACCUGAACAGAGAGUAUAACUGCUCGGUGAGGAACGACCGAGGCUUCGAGACCCGCAGAGCUCAGCUGGAGGAGGAGGUGUCGCUGCCGUCGAUGGAGCUGGGUUGUGGUCUUGGUGUGACCCUAGUCCUCAUGCUGCUUCUCUUCGUGGUUUAUCACGUCUUCUGGUUGGAGCUGCUGCUGCUCUAUCGCUCCUGGUUCGGCACUGAUGAGCGACACACAGAUGAUAAAGAGUACGACGUGUACAUCUCGUAUGCGAGGAACAGUGAGGAGGAGCAGUUUGUUCUGACGACGCUGCGCAGAGUCCUGGAGAACGAGCUCGGAUACUCAGUGUGUAUCUUUGACAGAGACAGUCUGCCGGGAGGGACCAUCACAGAUGAGACUCUGAGUUUUGUGGCUCGUAGCCGGCGCCUCCUGGUGGUUGUUAGCCCAGGCUACGCCUCUAAGGGCUCCCAGGCACUGCUGGAGCUGAAGGCUGGCAUCGAUGGCAUGGCAUUGGACGGGCACCUGCGGGUGAUCCUGGUUCAGUACAAGCCAGUCCAGAGGAAGGGCUGGGUCAGGGAGCUGAGGAGAGCCCGGGUGGCCCUGGCACUUGUCCGAUGGCAGGGAGACAAAUCCAGAGAGCUGACGUCCCACUUCUGGAAGAGACUGAGGGUAGAGUUACCUGUGAGGAGGGUUAGCAGCAGGGAUGAGGAGGAGGACAGUAAGGAGGUGGCUCUGAUGAGGCUGCACAGUCAGAACAGCACAAACUCCCAGACAGGCCUCAUCACCACCACCGUCAAAGAUCCACAGAAAGUCUUCAACUGUUCAGCAUAGCCAUGACGGAGGUCAGCAGCUACAUGUGUCCUAAAACGUGUUUGCUGUCUCAACAGAACUAUACAGACAUGUUAAAGGACACGAUUAGUUUCAUCACCUUCUAUCAUCUACAGAUCUACAGAAAGCCUCCUGUUUCCCUGGUUCAAAUGAGGGUGUUAGCUACGUGAUGUUUCUAACAAGAUACCAGUGCAGUGUCUGAGACUCAUUCAUGUCAAUAUUUUUCCAUAAAACCUUUCAUUUCAUUUAACGACAAGAAUAAAAGUAUACAGCCAAGUUAUUAAUACAUAUAAUAAUCUAUAUUAACAACAUCAGCAUCAGCAUGUAAAAAUGCUCUCGAUGGUAAUGACAGCAUGUUGAAAUUAAGCAGGUUCAAUGCUUAAUUCGUCUCAGCAUCUUAGUUAGCCAGUUAGCAUGAUAAUUAGCAUUAAGCACUACAGUUGAGGCUGAUGGGGAUGUCUUGGCUUCUCUAGGUAUUUGGUUAUAAACCAAAGUUUUGGACAAAUUUAAAUUUUGACCUGAUGAUGGCACUAGAUGGAAGGUCGGGGAUGAAACGUAUUUACAAUUCAUUCUCUCAGACCAUGAAUGUGUGUACCAAAUUGUGUGUACCAAAUUUCACGACAAUCAAUCCAAGAGUUUUUUAGAUAUUUAAAUAAAAAACGAAAAUGUCAAGCUCAUGGUGGUGCUAGAGAAUAAGUCAGUUGAUCACCAGAAUUAGCAGGAUUCAUCGUCAGGGGACCAUGAAUGUCUAUACUAAAUUUCAUCACAAAAGUCAAAGUAAUACAAGAAUUAUCAUUAUCAUUGUUCAUACAACAACUGUAAUGGUUAAUAAGUAGAAGUGCUAGCCUUUGACCAGGUUUUUAAACAGUAAGUGAUAUGGGAAAUGACCCUAGAAUGUAAUUGACAUGUAAUCACGCAUGAACCUAAAAUUUUAAAAAUUUAAUAUGAUGUACUUUUUUCACCUGAGCCUUGAAAGAAAGUUUGGAAUCAAUAAGAACUCAGAGGUUUACACAGAGAUAUCUGGUUCUACACAAGAACUUUUUGCUUAGUGUUUUAGAUACAUGUAGACACAUUACCUUAACCAUGCUAUUCCAUAAACCAUCAAAUUUGUGAGUUCAUAGGCAAAUUGUGUCAUGCUGCUACCAUGUACAUAAAUGACAGUGUCAUCUGCAUACAUUUGGAUGUUUGUGUCUCAUUAGCUCAAAGCACCCCCAUCAAGGCUGCAGUGUUCAUUAUAACCAUAAUAUGACAAAACAUUUAGCUAUUCUAGCCUGGUUGCAGUGUUUGGAUGAACUGGCUAAAGUGGUACUGAAUGUUUUUUUUUAAGCCUGGAGUUUGGGUUUACCUUUAGGCAAAAGCAACCAACCACAGCAGUUGAUAGGUGGAGACACCUGUCAAUCAAGUGAAACUAAAGCCAUGUUUAGACCAUAAAGUACCUGGAACUUUUAGUUCUGACAAAUUGUGUCCCAUAUAUAUUCAACAGCCCACAGGACACAGCAUUUUAUUUACAAAUAUGUGACGAUCCUGUACGGGUGACAACCCUAGCCACUCUGGUCGUUGUGGUCCUAUAAGUCCUGUUUCAGUUUUUUUUACCUUCUCCGGGACCUGUUUCGCAGUGUUGAAAAUGUGUUUGCUUGCUCGCUCACUCACUGUGGACUUUUUAAAAUCGUGGAUGAAAUAAAAUGCAGCUAGUACUGAAAUGUUCAGCACUGCAGACCACACCCACCAAAGUUCCUGAACCUUUGGAAAGUACUACCCCCCCGACUAGGUACCGGGGGAAAGUUCCUGUGGUGAAAACAUGGCUCAAUAUAUAUCUUUUUACACCAAGACACAUUAGAAGAAGUGAGUAACUCCGCUCAUAAAGUCGGAAUAAAAUAUUUUUUACGUCUUUCCAUGAAAUGAUUGUGACAAUGUGAUUUAUUUCAUUUCACCUGGGUAAUUGGGACACAUAAUGUAAUCAUUGCACCUGGUCAAAAGUGAUUAUUGAUGCAUUUAAAGAGGAAUAAACAGAGGAUUGUGUCUGAAAACAAAAUUAUUCCAACUUUAUGGGCAACAGUAUAUAAGGAUUAACACCCUAAUGGAAAGGAAAGAAUUUUGGUUGUUUGGUUGUUUACAUGUAUCUUUGGAUAAACAGAGGUGUUUGAUAACAGGAAAUUUUAGCUGUUGGUAGCACUAGAGGAAAGGUCAGGGGAUCAGUUAAGUUAGGAGCAUUCAUUCUCAGGGAACCACAAAUAUCCGAACCAAAUAUCAUCCCAAUCAAGAUAUUUCACCCUGGACCAAAGUGUUGGACUGACUGAUGGGCAGUUCAAUCCCUAAUCUCACAACCUCAGUUUACCUUAAUAUAUAUUGACUGUUAGAGAAGGUCUUAAUGGAGUAAGGAAAACAAAUUCAGAGAUUAUUGUGUCUUGUGGGAAAAACUGUGAUGUAUUGCAUCUCUAGAGAGAUGUUUUGGAGUUUUCUCAACAACUUGAAUAAAGUGAGUUUUUUUCUUAAAGCUCCAACUAGCGAAAAUUACAGGAACUGCUUUUUAAUGCACUUUAACACUCAGCUGCGAUGGUUGCUUGGCUGGUUAGAUUUUUUCCUAAUAAUGUUUUGGGGACAUCCAGUGGAACAUAAGCCAACACAGAUGUGAAGUUGGGUGUCACCUGCAAAGAGGGAGAUUUACAAUAUAAUAUCCAACAGACUUUAAAAACACCACAGUUAUAAAAUGUUACAGAGGAAACACAGACCCAUGGAGGAGGGAUCUAUGCACUGCAAUUUUCAAAUAUUAGUUUUAUUAGAGAAAAAAAAAUGUAUUUACAGAAUAAAACCUGCCUGAUCAUUACUUUAAAAUGUUGCAAUUACUCUGCACUUCUGUAUUUUUUUUAUUUCAUUUUAUUGCACUGCUUUCACUUUUAUACAUUCAAUAUAUCAAUAAUAAAUCAACUGUAAGAUAUAAUCUUCUUUGAAAAUAUGCAAUAUGCUAUUCAUCUUUAACACUCAAAAAACAGUAUUAUGGGAUAUAAUAAUGGGAGAAUACAUCCUGCAUGAUGUCAUGCUUUAAUGUGUUUAAGCAGUUUACAGCAUUUCAUUUUUUUGUUGUUUAUUCAAUAAAUGACUUUUUCUUCUAA
Molecule: messenger RNA, 6170 nt
Organism: Seriola aureovittata
Lineage: Eukaryota; Metazoa; Chordata; Actinopteri; Carangiformes; Carangidae
Product: interleukin-1 receptor accessory protein
Exons: 13
Coding region: 1150-3063 (637 amino acids)
Biological process (GO): signal transduction
Molecular function (GO): interleukin-1 receptor activity
Source: RefSeq, a predicted model, not a curated record